AAUUGAUUGCGGGGCUCCUCCCCCGUUCCUCGCUACGGCCGCUAUAGUGCUCACGUUGUGGCUGUUCAACACUGCUCGGUUGCGGUAAGCUGUUGCAUGUGAGAUUGAACGGGCAGUCCUCGGCGGUCAUUAAGCAGCUUUAGAUUAUGCGAUGACGAAUGUGCAAGGGCGCCCAACCGGAGCUGCGUCCGAUCGCUGUCGAUAUAUGUUACGCUGGAACCUAGUGAGCAUAUACAAUUUCUUUUCCUGUGUUGGAUUGCCUCGAAGACUCCAUGCAUUCAAUCCAUAAUGUCGCAACCAUCAGAACCAUCCGUUAGUUGAAGGAUCAAAAUUUGAGGUCCGUUGGAUAUAUGCUGUGCUGUCGAUCACUAGGUGGCCGACUUAGAACUCCACCGUGAGGCACAGUUGGAGACAAACAUGGCUACUCUGCUUACAGCAAAUUUUUAGCUGGUCUUCCGAAGAAAUCCGAAGUCCACUCUAAGGCGAGCCAUUUCAGUAUGACAGUUCAAAACGAUAUAAGGUGUACACGCGCUACAGGCAAUACCCCAAUACCGAGUCCAUGGCCUUCUCAUGCACAAAUUCUCCAUACAAGGACCACAUUUUUCCUACAGCAGGAAGAAGAUCCAGGAGGGACACCGUCCGUGAAACUGUCGUCAUGUUGUCCGCAGACCAGAGCCCUAAGAAAAGGCGAAGAUACGCCUGAUAUAGAGAUGCCCAACCUGCAGUGCAGCUAUUAGACAUUCCCCUGCGAAUGCGGGGUUCUGGCGGUUGACUGUUACUUGUCCUCUUCUUAUGAGGUUUCCGAGUUCUCGACCUAGAAUGGGCCCAGCAUCCUAUCUCCGCUUACGCAUCCCGAGGAUAUUUCUAGACACGUCUCUGUCAAGCUAUCGGCCCCCAUUGAUUGGUUGGUAAUGCACCUUACGGUCUUUCAUAAACACACGUUGGAAUCAGCCACCGUCUCUGCAUUCUUCUUUCCGCGCGUGAAGUGCGCCCUCGAAAAGCUCGAACAUUGUCGCAAGCAGCUCUGGGAAGUCAUACGUCCAUACAUGCGCACUAUUGACUUCGAAUGUUUAUGUGGCCAAGAGACGAGCGGCACCUCAAUACUCUCGGCAGAUUGCGAGUGUUUCCCGGGACAAACUUAAUGGAUGCUAGAAAAUGGACUCAGAGCGUUUCAUUAAAAACAUGUCUUGCAGCUUUUAGUAUAAAGAGCAUACUGGGUCCUUCUUUAGCAUGCGUUCAGAGGUUGGAGGGCCGCAGUUACAGUAAUAGCUUGUGAUGUUGUAC
Molecule: messenger RNA, 1284 nt
Organism: Aspergillus welwitschiae
Lineage: Eukaryota; Fungi; Ascomycota; Eurotiomycetes; Eurotiales; Aspergillaceae
Exons: 4
Coding region: 498-737 (79 amino acids)
Source: RefSeq, a predicted model, not a curated record